This is a messenger RNA of Anguilla rostrata (American eel), 4823 nucleotides long. It is a transcript of the gene masp2, whose product is annotated as MBL associated serine protease 2. The transcript has 11 exons. Gene Ontology annotation, cellular component: extracellular region. Gene Ontology annotation, biological process: proteolysis; complement activation. NCBI's taxonomy places the organism in Eukaryota, Metazoa, Chordata, Actinopteri, Anguilliformes, Anguillidae. Gene Ontology annotation, molecular function: calcium ion binding; serine-type endopeptidase activity. The coding region runs from base 113 to 2110 and encodes 665 amino acids. The record is from RefSeq and is a predicted model, not a curated record.
UAGGUUCAUUAACCUUAAACACACAAAGGGUAAAGGUAGCCUUUUCAAAAAACACACCGGUACAGUGAGUGGUUCCUAAUCUACCGCUUCUUAGCUUUUUACAGUGGAAAUAAUGAUCAGAUUUGUGGUGAGUGCUGCCUGCCUGCUGCCUUUGUCUCUGGGGCUGGAGCUGACCGGACUCUUCGGCAGUUUCACCUCCCCCCAGUUCCCUAACUCCUACCCUAACAACCAGCGCGUCCUGUGGAACAUCACCGUCCCGGAGGGUCAUAGGGUCAAGCUCUACUUUACCCAUUUUAGCCUGGAGCCUUCGCACCUGUGUGAAUAUGACUACGUCCAGGUGUUUUCGGAGGGAAACGACACGGUGAGGUUCUGCGGGGAAGCUGACAAGGACCACGAGGACGUGCCGGGGGACACCGCGUUUUAUUCGGCUGGGAACGCCAUGUCCGUGGUCUUCAGGUCCGACUACUCCAACGAGGGCCGCUUCACCGGCUUCCAAGCCUUUUACGCCUCGGAAGACAUCAACGAGUGCGAGAGCCUAGUGGAUGGAGAGCCGAUAUGCGACCAUUACUGUCACAAUUACGUGGGCGGCUAUUACUGCACUUGCCGGCUUGGCUACCUGCUCCAUCCCAAUAAAAGAGCCUGCACUGUGCCGUGCGGCGACCAGGUGCUGACGCAGAGGCACGGAAUACUGACCAGCCCGGACUACCCCCGGCCCUACCCCAAACUCAGCCAGUGCGACUUCCGCAUCCGCCUGCCCGAGGGCUUCGCCGUUCAGCUGGACUUCCUGGAGCCGUUCGACGUGGAGACCCACCCGGAGGCCCGCUGUCCGUACGACGUCUUGAAGGUCGCCACGGAGACGAAGGAGUACGGCCCCUUCUGUGGGAAGCGUGGCGGCCGGAUGAUCCCUCUUAUCGCCCCGCCCGUAGCCGCGCCCUGUGAACACCCCGUAGCGCCACCACAUGGACGCAUUCAACCACCGCAGCCUCAGUACAUCUUCACCGACAGCUUCAACGUGACGUGCGAGAGGGGCUACGAAUUACUGCAGGGGGCGGAGUAUCCGGCCUCUUACCGAGCCGUGUGCCAGAGGGACGGGAGGUGGGACUCCCCGAUGCCGACCUGCUCCCUUGUCAAUUGUGGUUCUCCCGAUGAAGUAUCCAAUGGAAAAGUUUCCUUCACCACAACCACUUACCUGUCUCUUAUCCAGUAUACCUGCGACGGCCCUUUCUAUGUCAUGAAAAACGGCACAAAUGGAACAUACAUCUGUGACCACACCGGAAGUUGGAUUGACUCAUUGGGUAGGAAUAACCCUCCAGAAUGCGUGCCUUCCUGUGGGAAACCCCAGACCGGCAAACUGGCCCGGAUCAUCGGGGGCGAGGAGGUGGCCGAGAAAGAGAUCCCGUGGCAGGCCCUGGUGCUGAUGGGCGGGAGCUUCAGAGGGGGCGGGACCCUAAUCGCCGACGACUGGGUGCUGACCGCCGCCCACGUCCUGUGGGGCUACGGCGACGCCUCCAACCUGCAGGUCAAGAUGGGCGUGGUCCGGAGGAACGACACGGCCGCGGUCGCCGACGUCCCGGCGGCCGUCUUCCUCCACCCGCGGUACCGCCACGACGGCGUGACCUUCGACCACGACAUCGCCCUGAUCCGGCUGAGCCGGAAGGUUCCGCUGAGCGCCGCAGUCAUGCCCGUGUGCCUGCCCCAGCGGGACGGGCGCUUCCUGCUCCGGACGGACGACCUGGGCCGCGUUUCGGGAUGGGGGGUGUGGCGGGAGGCCCGGCGCAGGGCCUCGCCCGCGCUCCGCUACGCCGAGCUCCCGGUGGCGGACUUCCAGCGCUGCCGGGACGCCUACGGGGCGGUGCGGGCGGACGACGGGCGGCCGCUGGUCGUCACGGGCAACAUGAUCUGCGCCGGGCUCCCCGAGGGGGGGAGGGACGCCUGCGAGGGGGACAGCGGGGGGCCCUUCGUGUUCUACGACGGCGUCAGCAGGGCCUGGUUCAUCGGCGGCGUGGUCUCCUGGGGUUACGAGUGCGCCAAGCCGGGCCUGUUCGGGGUCUACACUAAAGUCAGCAACUACCUCCCCUGGAUUGAGGAAGUCAUGGAGACCAACCGCUAAUCCUCAGUGGUGUCGUUAGCAGGCCCACUCGCUGGUGUCUGUGUUCGCUGUGUUCACAUUUGGAAAGGUUUUUUGUUGUUGUGAUUUUUAAAGUAAAGAUUAUUUAAGGUAUCAUGACAAUAACUAAGUAUAGUCACGCAGGUCGCAAUACACAAGGUCGUCUGUGCUUUUAUAGCACAUUGUAUUUAAAUACUUGUGCGUAGUGAUUAAACUGAAACCCCACAAGAAAAUGCCAUUACUGAACGGAACCCUCUGAAACCUAAAAAGCUGAUCACGUGCUCCUAUUGAAAGUGAAAGGGAAACUGGCCCAUUUUUUUCUGGAAAAACCUUUCUUUCCUGUUUCAGUGCCAUAACGUCAUCUGUUGCACAGUAGCAUUUGCACAGAGGCAGACACGUGCUUCUGUACUGCACUUUAAAAACCUAAAACAGUAAAAUCCCUCAUAAUCUUAGGUUUUAAAGGUAGAUGCUAUUAUUCAUUCAUAUUUCACAUUAUCUGGAAAUGUAUAUGUGCUGAUAUACAGUGCCCUCUGGAAUUGUUGGCACCCUUGGUAGAGAUAUGCAAAGAAAGGCUAUAUUCAAAUUAUGAGAGAAAGCUAACCUUUGAUUGAGGUAAAAAUUAAAAAUAUUAUUUUAUCAAGUAAUAAAUAUUUAUCUCAAAAACAUGUGUGCCACAAUUAUUGGCACUCUAGAAAUUAUGAUAAACUAAAUUUCACAGAAGUAUGUUGCCAUUGCCAUAUGUUUUACUUUUUAAGUUCAUCUGAGUCUUUAGGAACUCAAAAGUGGACAUCCAUUAUGUCCCUGUUUCACUGGGGUAUAAAUAUGAGGUGACACACAUGCGAAACCUCUUUAGUCAUUCAAAAUGGAGGAGUUCAGAGAGUAAUUAAGAAGUUUAGAACAUCUAGAGCUGUGAUGAAGCAGCCUGGAAAUGGACACGAGUACAUUUUGCCCCCGUGUUCCUUGAGGAAGAUAUUACAAGCAAAAAUGUUCCCAGGAAACGCAGUUGGAGAAGUUAUUUGCAUUUUGAUUUGCACCCCAAAACUACAGUUAGACGCCACCUCAAAUGCAACAAGCUGUUUGGACUGCUAGCCAGAAGAAAGCCCUCUACUGUCAUUAAACUACAAAUGUAAGUGUCUCUGGAGUUUUCUAGAUGUCAAUGGAACUUUGAUUGGAACCAGGUUCUAUGGUCAGAUGAGAUAAAAAUGGAGCCUUUUGGUCACAUGCACCCAAGGCUGGUUUUGUGUAAAAAGGUGGUCAUGCAGAAAAGAUCCUAAUCCCUACUGGAGCAACGGUAUCACAAUAAGGUUAUGCACUUUUCUCAUAUCAUUGAGAAUAGAGAACAUUUGAUAACAAUGCAAAAUGUAUACAUAAUUUUUUGUUGAUUGACUAAUGGUACCAAUAAUUCUGGAGGACACUGUAAAUACAGAAUUUCCAUGUUGGGCAUCCAUUUUUCAGGGAAUGUCAGUAUUAUUGUGUGUCCUUUUAAAGACACUGUUACCUGUUUUUGCCCCAUAUCUCUGACACGCAUCCCUUCACUGGAACUAGAACCAACCAUUACAAACAAAAAUGGGGGGUAUGGAAGGAUUAAUCUGGGCCCUGCUUUUGCAGCUGUACGAUAUGCUUCACCCUCGCCCCAAAAUUGAACCACCCUCCUUGUCACAUGGUCCCUCCCUCACCUUUAAGUUGAAUGACUAUGAUUAAUGUAAAGAAAAGCAUUCACUAAAUGCUGUAUUUAAAUGCCCGCCCAUCAUUUAAUAUAAGAAAUGAUUUAUUGGAAGAGGUCUGAGUACCGGGGGUCGGGGGUCGGGGGUCAGAGGUCAGGGGGUGGAGGGGCGGAACUUGCCCCGCUACCUCUUUAGGUAAAUAGGCACGCCGUUACUGGUGCAUGCAUGUCUUUGAUAACCGACGAGCAGUAUUGCACUAACCAGUAGCUUGUGUGCAAACAUAUCAGAGGAGACCAUGUGGUUUGUAGCUAUAUUGCUCCUUGCGCAAUGGCACAAUGCUAACCUGUAAGGCAUUAUUAAAAAAAUUUUGGGGGAAAAAACUGCAAAAUAAAGGCACCUUGUCACGCUAUUUCCGCGUACUGCACGUGUCCCAAUGCCGUGCUUCAACAAAUGUAUUCAUUCUUGUGUGAAAGUAUGCAUUUAAUUGCAGAGGGAUGAGUAGGACACGAGAAACCCAGCCGGAGAUUGUUAUUACGAGACGCCAAUUGCUCUUUUAAAGAGAUUGAGUGCAAAGGAGAAGUGCUUGUUAUGUUGCCUCUGUGUGCGGGGAAAACACUGCACUUAAUGCCGAGGUGUUUGCUUAAAAGCCGAAUCAGCCGAGCCUCACCUUCUGGUGUCUGGGGCCCCAUGAUUUGCAGUCAUUUACGCCUCAUGAAUUAUGCAUCGGGCCUCUCAUUCGCGCCCCGACUGCUUUCUAUCAGAAAAGCCAUUAAAGGUUUCUCCAUUCUGACAUCAUUACCUCGCCACUGUCAUUUAAUCUGAUACAGUCACACACGCAUUUCAAUGCUUCCCCCCCCCCACACUCACCGAGUGUACGAAUAUCAACCGGCGUCAAGUUUUGUUUGAUCUCCAGUUUUGUGUUUUGCGUUAAAUGUAAAUUUCGCUUGGAAUUUCUUUUGCCUUGUGGCCGUCACGUUCAGGAGACGAAGGCCGUCGUAUGCAAAACCACAUUUAAAUGGUCCGGUCACAUGACUGUUACUGAAAAGUAGGUG